Epinephelus lanceolatus (giant grouper) is the source of this 3031-nucleotide messenger RNA. RefSeq lists its product as uncharacterized. The record is from RefSeq and is a predicted model, not a curated record. Lineage: Eukaryota; Metazoa; Chordata; Actinopteri; Perciformes; Serranidae.
CUUCAUGUGAACAUUAUCCUGCUGAUACAGACGUCUUUGUACCUUCUCCGAGGAAUAACUGUGAGAUCGUUAUCAGAAUGGACAUGAUGGAAAUCGACGACGACGUAUAUAUAAAUAAGAACCUCACAUUGGAGGGCCUCGUUACCAAAGUGGAUUUUCACAGAAGAAAGAAGCCCUCUAGAUGUGUGACCGUGUGUCUUGGAUUACUGUGUGCUCUCCUGUUGGCUGGCAACAUCGGACAGUUUAUCUACUAUGAGGUAUUCAGCCAUCACCGGUCAGAAGACACAACACAGGCCAGCUACAUUCAAGGAGAUCAACUGCAGAGCCGUUAUGAUGCUUUAACUGCAGAGAGAAAAGAGUUAGAGGACAGCCUGACUAACCUGACAACAGAAAAAGACCAGUUGCAGCAAAGUUACGACACCUUAAAACAAGACAGCGAUCAGUUACAGUCUGAUCACAAUGAUGUGAAAGCAAGCAAAGACCAGCUGCAGACCAAUUACAACAACCUGCAAAGAGAAAAAGACCAGUUGCAGCAAAAUUACGAUUCUUUGACUGCCGAAACACAUGAGUUCAAGGCCAGUUUUAACAAUCUAAAAAAUGAAUGGGACCAGUUACAAGCAAGUUACAACACCUUGAAACAGGACAAUGAUCAGUUACAGACAAGUCACAAUAAUCUGACAGUGAGCUAUGACCAGCUACAGACCAAUUACAGCAACCUGCAGAGAGAAAGAGACCAGUGGCAGAAAAGUUACGAAGACUUAAGACAAAGCAAAAAUCAACUAGAGAGAAGCUGUUAUGACAUGCAGAUGAAUCUCGACAGGUUACAGACAAAUCACAAUGAACUGACAUCAAGUAACAAAGUGCUACAGAACACAUACAGUAAACUGCAGAGAGAAAGAGAUGAGCUACUGACUACGUUCUUUACGCUGAGAGCAAACAGAGAUCAGUUACAGAACAAUUACACUUCACUAAAAAGGAACAACGACCAGCUGCAAAGAACCUACGAUACACUAAGCACAAGUAAAAAUCUCCUUGACAUCAGCUACACUUCACUGUGGAAAGACAAACAACAGCUGCAAACCCGUUAUAAUACUCUGAGGAGGGAAAAUCAGCAGUUACAGACCAAUUACAGCAGUUUGAUCACAAUCAGAGAUCAGUUAGACAAGAAGAUCAACAAAGUAACAGCUAAACCCUGUCAGGCGGGCUGGAGGAGGUUCGAAAUCAGCUGUUACUUUGUCUCAACUUUGACGAGAAACUGGACGUUGAGCAGAAACGCCUGCAUCACAGAGGGCGCCGAUCUGGUCGUCAUAGACAGCAGAGAGGAACAGGAAUUUGUCAACGGGUUACUGCAAGUAGACCAAAAUGCCUGGAUUGGUCUGACUGACAGUCUUGAGGAGGGGACUUGGAUGUGGGUGGACGGGACCCCACUCACGACAGGGUUCUGGCAACCCGGGCAGCCUAACAGCUUCAACGGGAACCAGGACUGUGGGGAAAUUGUGCAGAAAUCAGUGGGAGUGGGAGAAUGGAACGAUGACGGCUGUUUUUCUCAACAGUUGUGGAUCUGUGAGAAAUGAGAUCACAGUUAUUUACACAGUGGCUUUGGACUGUGGUCCUAACUAGGGAUGGGUAUCGUUUGGAUUCUGCCAAUACUACUACUCUUACCGAUACUGCUGAUCGAUCUGGUACUUCAACAGUACUCUUAUCGGCUCUUUUGUUUUUUUUAUUAAUACAAAAAAAAAGAAACAAAUUAAGAACAGAAUUAACAUUGCAUUUUCUAUGUAUGUAAGUGCAUUAACAUCCUGCUACAGCAUUGUUUGGAAUUUAAUUUCACUUUUUAAUUUUGUAUAUAGAGCCCAAUAUCACAAAUCACAAUUUACCUCAGAGGGUUUUACAGCACAUGACAUCCCUCUGUCCCUGGACCCUCACAGUGGAUAAGGAAAAACGCAGAAACCUGAAUAAAUUACUACUAUAGACUAGGACAUACUCGAGGUGGACGGGGUAAUGGGAGAUGAACUACGAGCUAGGUGGUUGAAAACAGUGCAUUUCUCUGUCUAUACGUGGCGUAAUUUUGCUAGAUGUUUCAUAAGAUUGCUCAUGUUUCUGCCCUCACAUGCAAAGGAGUUGUUGAGUAUAACCAAACAUACUCUCUCUGCCAUUGUCACUGAGUGCAGGGCCUCUGAUGCAGAACAUUGUUAACAAUUUUAUAAAUGUACUGUUUAGCCGAUGCUUAAUGUUGGAUGUAAUGAAAUAUGAAUCACUUUAGAUAUGUUUGCAAAUUACCGUGUGUGAUUAACGCAUAAAACUGAAAAUUACAAAUAAUGUAAGUUACAAAAUGUGCAUUGUAUUAAUGAUUUACUGAACCACUGUAAUGAUUACAUGACACUGGCAGAAAUGACUCUGACAUAUGUGCUGAAAAUGUCUGAUCUGUUUCACCCAAGUUAUCUUGUAAAUUAGAAAUAUAUUUACUCCUUCUCUGAGAUUGAAAAGUACAGAAUCUAAAUAUGGAUGUGCAAAUAUUGAUUUUUUAUUUUUUAUUUUUUUAUUUUUUUUAGUUUAACUACAAAUGUUCCCUCCCUCAGCAGAUGAAUGUGAAAACAGUCUUGUAGUGAAACACUUAAUCACACAUCCCUCUGCACAGUGAGCGUAAAACAUCUAACUUAAGAAGAAACAAAACAUGUUUCUGAAUGAAACAGGACUUUAAGUGAUAUCUUUAUACAUCAUGGUGAAGGGUACAUGUAAGUAAAGCAUUUAAUCAUGUAAGUUAAAGGAGAGUCAUACAAAAAACAAGAAUACAUCAAAAACAGCACAACUGGGAUCGGGACAGAAAAUGGUAUUAGAAGGAACUUUAACUUGUGCAUCCCUAUACACAUUUUUGUGUAUUUUGGGUUUUGAUUGUGCGAUUAUUUUGCCUGUGUUCCUGCAUAUGGUGUGAUUUCAAGGUCAACUUUAAUUUAACCCUUUAAUUCACUGUAUAAAAAAAAAUACUGCCUAAUCUAUCCCUGGACACAUUUUUGUGCUCAUUGACUUCCAU